AUGCCGGAAUGCAAACCCACCCCUCGCUCAAAGCCCAUCCGGAUGAUGCGAUGUCGACUGUGCGGAUGCGUGAGAGAUGAACUCGAUGUUACAUGUCGGGGAGUGAGGGCCCAGAAGCUGGCCCAAGAUGAAAGACUACCGUGCCACGAGCUCGACCGUCAGGUGAAAGAGGCUCAAUCCUCUUUCAUGCACAAAGCCACUACUCUUUCACGAACCCCUUUACGAGUCCACCAAGCACUUUACAUCGACCGCGCGGCGUGUCCGAGAGAAGAAUUUUCUCGGACUGUUGCUACAGUGCUGUGCACAAUCGGCUUCCGGUUUUUGCACGCUGCGGAAUUUUAUCCCCGCGGCGGCCCCUUCUCAAACAUUGCCAUCUUGCAGGAGCGGAUUAUCCUUCCGGCGGCAUUAGAUAGCUCAGCCACUUUGCACUGCUUAACACAGUCGCAGUCUGUUGAUUUCUCGGACUGUACAGACAGCAACUUCAGCCUAGUCGAACGUGGGGCAGAUGAAGAGGAGGUUACUUUUAGGGAUCUGGCAGACGGUACAGGCAAAACCAAAGCUGGCUAUCGUAAGAUCCACUUCUGCAGAAGGCAAGCUGCAAAAGACGAACUCCAGUAUUUCUGGGGAAAACUCUCGUGA
This is a messenger RNA of Lindgomyces ingoldianus, 639 nucleotides long. RefSeq lists its product as uncharacterized. The record is from RefSeq and is a predicted model, not a curated record. Bases 1 to 639 code for a protein of 212 amino acids. Lineage: Eukaryota; Fungi; Ascomycota; Dothideomycetes; Pleosporales; Lindgomycetaceae. The transcript is spliced from 8 exons.